AUGUGUAACCAUAAUCAAUAAUAUAAGAUAAUAAGUAUUUAAGAUCCAUGCCAUAUCUCUUUUUUGCAACCCAAAUUGAACUUAAAAUCCAAGAUGUAGUCCAUAUAUUUUCAAUAGUUGCAUAUUCCGAUUGA
Paramecium sonneborni is the source of this 134-nucleotide messenger RNA. NCBI's taxonomy places the organism in Eukaryota, Ciliophora, Oligohymenophorea, Peniculida, Parameciidae. The record is from the annotation of a GenBank genome assembly.